AUGACGAACGCUACUCCAUCCCCUCCUCCCGGUCCUGCCACAAAACCGUCUCCGAGUGUACAAUCGACUCCGACAUCCACAGCUGGUACCAAGCGCAAACGAGGUUCCGCAGGGAAAUAUUACGCGGUCAAGGCGGGAUAUCAACCUGGGGUUUACUAUGCAUGGAAUGACUGCUUGACCCAGGUAACCGGGUACAAAGGUGCAGUGUUUCAAGCAUUCUCGACGUUAGAAGAGGCAAAUGCAUUCCUUACAGGCUCAAAACUACCGCCAGCGCCGGGCGCCACUGCUUCCAGCACAGAACCUAGUCGAUUUUACGGCAUACAGCGUGGGCGAGUACCCGGUGUUUAUACCGACUGGGCAAAAGCUCAGGAGCAGAUCAAGGGAUUCGCACGACCGCGUUAUAAGAAGUUUUCCACAAAGGAAGAGGCCGAAGCCUUUGUAAAACUGGGUCAAGCCAAUGGUGCUUCGUUCGCUGGGAACACUUCAGAGAUACAGAAACUCCCUGGAGCACCCGGGAUAUUGAGCGACGUACUAAAGGACGAGCAAGGCUCCCCCAUAGAGCCAGGGGAUGGCCCAUUGCCUCCCGGGGCAGAGGAUGGGUUCGACCCAAACGUACUUUUGGACCCAAAAUCAGGAAAGGUGGUCUAUAAAACGAAGGAGCAGAAAAGUGUAACAAAGACGAAGGCAACUGGUCCUCCCGGGAUGUUGCGAAUUUAUACGGAUGGUAGUUCGCUGAAGAAUGGCAGAGCGCUUGCGUCGGCGGGAGUUGGCGUUUAUUUCGGACCCGGGGACAACAGAAAUGUCUCGGAGCCCCUGAAAGGUAGCCGUCAGACGAACCAGCGUGCAGAACUGACAGCUAUCCUUCGAGCUCUUGACAUAGCUCCACGUCAUCGAGAUGUGACAAUCUUCACAGAUAGUCAGUAUGCGAUAAAAUGUGUGACGGUGUGGUAUGUCAAAUGGCAGCGCAAUAAGUGGCUUACGUCGGAUAACAAACCGGUUGAGAACAAGGACUUAGUCGAAUCAAUUCGUGUCAAAAUCGAGGAGCGGGAUGAGCUUAAAGUUAAGACACUAUUCGAGUGGGUUAAGGGGCACAAUUCGGACCCGGGAAAUGAGGCAGCUGACCGUCUGGCUGUUAAUGGAGCGCAACGGGGGGUAUCUGAAAAGGCAGCAGCUAUGGAAGCGGCCAAGAAUAUCCCCGAUGAAAUAUUUGACUAUGAUAUCUAA
Messenger RNA from Aspergillus oryzae RIB40, 1224 nucleotides. Its product is annotated as RNA-DNA hybrid ribonuclease. The transcript has 3 exons. The record is from RefSeq and is a predicted model, not a curated record. Gene Ontology annotation, molecular function: nucleic acid binding; RNA-DNA hybrid ribonuclease activity. Gene Ontology annotation, biological process: DNA replication, removal of RNA primer. Bases 1 to 1224 code for a protein of 407 amino acids. Lineage: Eukaryota; Fungi; Ascomycota; Eurotiomycetes; Eurotiales; Aspergillaceae.